AUGUUGUCUCGCAUUGCUACUAGAUCUACAAGGAUAUUAUCCCUCAACUCAUUAAUACAUCCAUUGACACUUCGUGCACCGAGUAGUCGGCAAAGUCGCGUCUAUCAGUCUCCCCUUCUCAAGAAAUUUUCCACAACUAUCCGACAACGCAAUGCGUUUGCUCCCCUGGACACAUUUGCUCGCCGGCACAAUGGCUCUGUAGAGGGUGACAUAGAGGUCAUGCUUGACGUUGUGGGCGUAAAAGACAUGGACGAACUUGUCACGAAAACUAUUCCGAGCAAUAUUCGCUCAACACGUCGCCUUCAUUUGGAUAAUGCUUUAACUGAGAGCGAAUUGUUGGGGCGAUUAAAAGAAAUUGCUUCAAAAAACAAAGUCUACAAGUCUUACAUUGGAAUGGGCUAUGCAGACACAGUAGUCCCACCGGUUAUUUUGAGAAACGUGUUAGAAUCGCCUGGAUGGUACACACAAUACACUCCGUAUCAACCGGAAAUUUCUCAAGGACGCUUGGAAUCAUUACUGAAUUUCCAAACAAUGGUUUCUGACAUCACGGGAUUACCAAUAUCUAAUGCUUCAUUACUUGAUGAAGGUACGGCUGCAGCAGAAGCAAUGCGAAUGUGCUAUUUACAUAAAAGUAAAAAGCGUCAUACCUUCUUUGUCGAUGAAAAUUGUCAUCCUCAGACCAUUGCGUGCGUGCAGACACGCGCAGAGGCAUUUAACAUUAAUAUUAAAAUUGGUAAUGCAUUGACAUAUGAUUUUGAGCAGCACAAGGAUGACUUGGCCGGCGUUCUCAUUCAGUAUCCGGCAACGGACGGAAGCAUAAAUGAUUAUUCAUCAUUUGCCAAAAAAAUUCAUUCGUAUGGCGGCCAAGUCGUAUGUGCAACUGAUUUAAUGGCAUUGACAAUGUUGGUACCUCCUGGAGAAUGGGGAGCUGACAUUGCUCUUGGCAAUAGCCAACGUUUCGGUGUCCCCUUGGGGUAUGGCGGUCCGCAUGCGGCAUUUUUUGCAGUUGCAAAGCAUUACGAACGCAAAAUGCCAGGGAGACUUGUUGGUGUAUCACAUGACUCUCACGGAGUCAAAGCAUACAGAUUGGCAUUACAAGCAAGAGAACAGCAUAUCAGAAGAGAAAAAGCGACUAGUAAUAUUUGUACUGCUCAAGCUUUGCUAGCUAACAUGGCCGCCAUGUAUGGCGUAUAUCAUGGACCGGAGGGAAUCAAAGCUAUAGGCAAAAGAAUUCACAACCUCACAACAAUCCUGGCAGACGGGCUGGCGCAAUUGGGAUAUCCAAUAAAGACUAGGCAAUUUUUUGAUACCUUAGCUGUACACGUAGAAGAAGGAUCAGAUGUAAUAAUCAACAAGGCUUUAGAAUUCGGCAUUAAUCUACGCAAGAUUGAUUCAUCAACAGUUGGUAUUACCUUGGAUGAAACAGUCAUUAAACAAGACUUGGAACGAUUAAUUAAUAUAUUCAGCAAACCAAAAGUAACAGCGCCUGAUCUGGCAGCAAUCGCCGAAAAAUCUCGAUCUGCAGUUGCAACCCAAUUUCUUAGGAAAUCCCCAUUCAUGCAGCAUCAGGUCUUCAAUAGCUACCAUUCUGAAACUGAAAUGUUGCGUUAUAUUCAUUACCUGCAGGCCAAGGACCUUUCGCUUGUUCAUUCGAUGAUUCCAUUGGGCAGUUGUACAAUGAAACUCAAUGCCACAACCGAAAUGAUUCCAGUAACAUGGCCCGAGUUUGCGAACAUACAUCCAUUUGCUCCAUCAGAACAAACAAAAGGAUACGAAAAGUUAAUAAAGGAAUUGGAACAUGAUCUUGCCGACAUCACUGGAUACGAUGGCGUAUCGAUACAACCUAAUUCGGGCGCGCAGGGAGAAUAUGCUGGUCUCCGAGUAAUUCGUGCCUAUCAUCAAUCUCGUGGCGAUAACGACCGUAAUAUUUGUCUAAUUCCUGUAUCUGCCCAUGGCACUAACCCUGCAUCUGCUGCCAUGGCUGGAAUGGAUGUUAUCAUUGUAAAAUGUAAAACGAAUGGCGAUCUCGAUAUGGAAGAUCUUGAAAAGAACGCGGCAAAGUACAAAGACAGAUUAGCUGCGUUUAUGGUUACGUACCCGUCGACAUAUGGGGUGUUUGAAACCGGGGUAACGGAAGCUUGUGACAUUAUACAUAAAUAUGGUGGACAGGUUUAUAUGGAUGGGGCUAACUUGAACGCGCAAAUUGGUCUGUGUACACCUGCAGAGAUUGGAGCUGAUGUGUGUCAUUUGAAUCUUCACAAGACACUGUGCAUUCCGCAUGGUGGAGGUGGUCCUGGUAUGGGACCGAUAUGCGUUAAAUCACAUUUGAUCCCUUUUCUUCCUGGACACCCAUUAAAACAUGUUGGUGGCGAGAAGGCAAUUGGUCCUAUUUCUGCAGCUCCAUAUGGUUCUGCAGCUAUAUUACCAAUCUCGUGGGCAUAUAUAAAAAUGAUGGGUGCGGACGGCUUGACACAGGCUACUAAACUGGCUCUUCUUAAUGCAAACUAUAUGGCUCGUCGACUAGCACCAUAUUAUAAAAUAUUGUACACAAAUAAUAAUGGCAUGUGUGCUCACGAGUUUAUAAUUGACAUCGGACCAUUUAGGACAAUUAAAAUUUCUGCCCUUGAUAUUGCCAAGCGAUUGCAGGCGAGCAUUUAG
Molecule: messenger RNA, 2658 nt
Organism: Paraglomus occultum
Lineage: Eukaryota; Fungi; Glomeromycota; Glomeromycetes; Paraglomerales; Paraglomeraceae
Source: the annotation of a GenBank genome assembly